Messenger RNA from Symbiodinium pilosum, 826 nucleotides. NCBI's taxonomy places the organism in Eukaryota, Dinophyceae, Suessiales, Symbiodiniaceae. The record is from the annotation of a GenBank genome assembly.
GCCAAGCCAGGCGGAGGAACAGGAGAUCGUUGUCGUGGAUAGCCAGGAGCAGAUAGUGGAAAAUGGAAGCCAUAAGCAAAUGGUGCAGCUGGAGAAUGGAACACAAAGGGAGCUCUCGGAGGAGGAAAGAGCAGAAAUGCUGGAAAAUGAGAUCCUGGAGGAGAUGGUAGCUGAGUCUCUGCGCCAAGAAGAGCACCAAAUGUGGGAGGACUUCCAUGCGGCGGAAUUUCGGUCGUGGGAAUCGUGGGCGGCCGUACAAGAUGACUUUCUGCAUGGAAGGAAGAAGCGAGCCAGAGUUCAGGAGGGCGAGCGUCUUUCUUACAGUGUCAGUGUCCUCCAGAAUGACGAGGGCGACGAGGAGGACGAACCUGACCCCACGGCCGCGGCUUCUGGCGAUCAUGGUGAUCCUGCUAUAGCUGUACGAGGGCAGGGAGUUGCUGACCAUGCUGAGCAGGGUGCGGGUGUCUCCAAUGUGGACAGUACUAGGACGGUUGAAGACGUGUUGCCCAUCACUGGUGAGAAGCCGGCUGAAAUGUGGGAUGAGAUAAACACGUCGAAGCCGGUCGUUGUGGCCAACGCAGAGAGCUUCGUGAACACCGACAACGGCAAGGAGGCCUACAGCUUGUGGAGGCAAGGGAAGUUGACGGACAGGCACAUUGGGAACAAGUACGGAUACAAUGUCCUUGGCAACUUCUAUGGUCGCAGGGACUGGGAGAAUGGGGUCUUUGAUGAUGACCUUGCAGCUGAAUCUGCCCAUGGUGACGCUCGUGAUCCGACCCCGGGUGCAUCGCAUGGACGGCCUGAAGAGGAUGUGCACGGAGAGCUG